GUUUAAAGCUCAAAUAUGCUGUCAUCCUCAUUACGCCGCGCGGCUUGGGCACCGGUAGCGCCAGUGGCUGGUAUCUGUCGCUCGUCUACCCAGGGCCUGGCUACAACAUCUGCUGGCAUCGUACGUCAACGCCGUUACUCUUCCUCAUCCUCUAAGCCGAGCGACGGCUCCAGAAAGGUCGACGCUUCGUCUCAAGCGCCCGCGAAAGACGUCAGCUCCGCCGGAGAGAAGCAGGGUAAGUCCCCUAGACGCCGGGGCAAGGAUGGCAGUGGCAGUGGCCGCAACGGCUCCAGGUCCAACCAGCCGAAUGCUUUUUCGAACCUUCCCAGUGUUCCCUCGACGCAACAUUUGCAGCCACACGAUGUUCAACUCGCAUCAUUCUUUUCUAUCCACCGACCAAUCUCCGUCUCCACGACAGUUCCUCCACCCUCCACCCCCGAAGCGUUCGACUCGAUAUUCACCAAGCAGCCUUCUAAAAACUCUUCGGACGAUGUGAUAUUCACCCUAUCCUCGGCAGUUAACUCGAUGGAGCAUGCCGCGCACCAUCUCGCCGAGAACGACGGAAUAAUGAACGCGUUUGAGAUGGAGAGCAACCAGCUCGAUGGCCUAGACAUGACCGAGUUGAAGAUGUCUGUGGAGGAAAUGACCAAGCGUCUCCGCCCAUUCAACCCUCCACCACCGCCGACUCCUUACGUCGCCUCGGCGGAGGCUGAGCAACGCCAGGAAACGUCGAGCUACUCCGCUGUCCUUACCAUUCAAGAGUCCACUCUCUCCGACGGCAGCAAGACCUAUGAAGCUCACACCACCCCGUUCGUCCAAGCUAGGACCAUGGAGGCUCCUAGCGCUGAGGGGAUCGAUGCCGUCAUCGACGUUCCUCAGGGCUCCCAGACCACCUACCUUGAGCGCUUGCGCAACCCUGGAACCAUGCAGGCGCUCAGUACACGACGACGACGUAUUCGCAAGAUGAAGAAUCACAAGUUCAAGAAGCUGCUGCGCCGCACGAGAACACUGAGGCGAAAGCUCGACAAGGCCUAAUCAGGUCAACCUGCAUUUGCUAUUUCGCUUAUUACGUGCCUUGGUCGCUGGUUGUAACUCUGUCUUCACUUGUUCAUCCGACUCCUAUAUCUAACCUCUCCAAUCGAGUUCAUUUUCAUUUUA
Molecule: messenger RNA, 1158 nt
Organism: Aspergillus nidulans FGSC A4
Lineage: Eukaryota; Fungi; Ascomycota; Eurotiomycetes; Eurotiales; Aspergillaceae
Product: mitochondrial 37S ribosomal protein mS38
Exons: 2
Coding region: 16-1035 (339 amino acids)
Cellular component (GO): mitochondrion
Source: RefSeq, a predicted model, not a curated record